AGGAGAACGAGCAAGCAGUCGGGCGGCGCGGUCAGACCAGGACAGACCAUGCGGCCGGCGGUGCCGCUGCUGCUGUGGCUGCUGGUCUUCCUGGACUUCCUAGCAGGCAUCUGCUGCCAGGACCUGUUUGGCAUUGUGGGAGAAAAUUUUACUUUUCCAGUGAAUAUAGAAAAAAACCCAGAUGAAAUAAUUUGGACGAAAAACAAGGAUAAAGUGGCUGAAUGGGAAGGACAAAACACGAUGUAUUUUCCUUCUUUCCGUAACAGAAGCUUCCUUAAUGAGGAGAAUGGCUGCUUGACUAUAUUUAACUUGCAGAACAGUGAUGCUGGCGUAUACGUAUUGGAGUACUUCAGUACUCAGAAAGAAAGUUCUCCAUUAACCUUCACACUUACUGUGCUACCUCCCCCUUCAAAACCUGAAGCAAGUUGCAAUGACAGCGGGGAUGCCUUUGUGUUGAAAUGUACAGCAGAUUUCCCAAAGCCUCUGCAUUACACGUGGAAGUUGAAUGGCAAUCCACCAAUCGUUCACCACAUCCCAGAAGUUUUCAUCCCUAAGAAGGAUGUUGGUGCUUCCACGAAAGCUGUGUGCUUCAUUAAGUUCUCUCAAACGGAAAAGAGCUCUGAAAUCUCUUUGACUCAGUGCUUUUCAGGAGACAGCCAUCACAAAAGAAGCAGAGAUGGUCUUAUUGCAGCUUUUGUUAUUUGCGUGGCAGUUGCAGUAAUAGUAGCAUUUCUAUGCGAAAGAGCAAAGAAUUGCCUUGUGGAACAAACAAGAAUGGAAGAGAAGCUGUAGAAUUCAACACUGAAGAAGCUUCCACCUUUUCUCUUGGAGGUUUUCCAACAAGCACUGAAGUCAUCCAUAAAGUGGAUGCUUUGAAGGCCAGCUGAACUGUUUCCAGUGUCUGCUCUUUUCUUAGAAGGGACAGUGACACUAACACAAAAUGUAAGGGUUAAGGUCUUUUUCAUCACAUGUAGAAACUAACAAAGACAUGUUCAUUUACAUGAAUGUAGAUAAGUCAAAAACUGUUUAGCUUUCUAUGCAGUGUUAGAUCACUACUUGUUUACAGACAGAAGGGCAGUUGACCUUCAGCAAACCCAGGUGCCUUUUCUCAUCUCUGGGUUUUUUUCUAGAACUUUUGAUAUUUUUUGCACUUUUAAGGUUCCUUUUUUGUCUUAGCUUCUGCUUCACAGUAUUCUAAAAGAAUGUCAGUCUACCCAUUGCUAUACAAAGAACAAUAUGUUUUUAGGCUGCUUGUGACUGCAAAGAAAACUUGAAAACUGAAGUCACUGAAGCUCAAAAAGAAUCAAAGAUUAAAAAGUACCAUGUUAAUACAGCCCAGGAUGCUGUUGGGUGCCUUUGCUGCCAGGGUACACUGCUGGCUCUGGAUGCCGGAGAGGGACUUUUCAUCAGGGACUGUAGGAAUAGGACAAAGGGUGAUGGGUUUAAACUGAAACAGGAGAAGUUCAGGUUCAAUAUAAGGAAGAAGUUCUUCCCUGUGAGGGUGGUGAAGUGCUGGAACAGGUUGCCCAAAGAAGUGGUAAAUGUUCCACCCCUGGUAGUGUUCAAGGCCAGGCUGAACAAACCCUUGGGCAACAUGGUCUACUGUGAAGCGUCCUUGCCUAUGGAAGGGGGGGGUUGGAACUGGAUAUAUAUUAUUAUAUAUUAUAUAAUAUAGACUGUAGAAUCAUAGAAUGGUUAGGUUUGGAUCAUCCAGUUCCAACACCCUGCCAUGGGCAGGGAUGCUUCGCAUUAGAGCAGGUUGCUCCAAGCCCCAUACAGCCUGGCCUUGAACAGCAACAUGAGUGGAGAAUUGUUAAAUAAGCUAAAAAAGCUCUGUCGCAUCUUUUUGUAAUGCAUACUUAAAUUUCUUACACUUUAAAUUUAGUAAAUGAUCCCCAAAACUAAUCAUUAACUUGAAAUGAUUUAUUUAUUUGUAUAUUUAAGUCGCAACCCCUUCUUCACUGCACCCUCAAUGGAU
This is a messenger RNA of Pezoporus occidentalis (night parrot), 1978 nucleotides long. Its product is annotated as lymphocyte function-associated antigen 3-like. The transcript is spliced from 5 exons. NCBI's taxonomy places the organism in Eukaryota, Metazoa, Chordata, Aves, Psittaciformes, Psittacidae. The coding region runs from base 49 to 792 and encodes 247 amino acids. The record is from RefSeq and is a predicted model, not a curated record.